Molecule: messenger RNA, 3423 nt
Organism: Cygnus olor (mute swan)
Lineage: Eukaryota; Metazoa; Chordata; Aves; Anseriformes; Anatidae
Gene: USP10
Product: ubiquitin specific peptidase 10
Exons: 14
Coding region: 154-2514 (786 amino acids)
Biological process (GO): protein deubiquitination; regulation of autophagy; DNA damage response, signal transduction by p53 class mediator
Cellular component (GO): nucleus; cytosol; early endosome
Molecular function (GO): cysteine-type deubiquitinase activity; cysteine-type endopeptidase activity
Source: RefSeq, a predicted model, not a curated record
CGCCCCCCCCCCCACUCCCGCCCCGCCACAGGAGCCGCUGCGCAUGCGCAGUGCGCGCCGCCCGCCCGCCCGCUGCGUGCGGAGCGAGAAGAUGGCGGCGGCGGGGGCAGCGGCGUGAGGCGCACGGCGGACGCCGAGCUCCCCGGGGGCGCCAUGGCGCUCAACAGCGCCCAGUAUAUUUUCGGGGAGUUCAGCCCUGAUGAAUUUAAUCAGUUCUUUGUGACUCCACGAUGCUCUGUUGAGCUUCCCCCUUACAAUGAAGCAGUUACGUGUGGUAUUAAGUCCACAGGGGAAGAGUAUCAGAGAAUUGAAUUUGGUGUUAAUGAAGUUAUUGAGACAGAGUCCUCUGUACUAAAUAACACUGACUACAGUAUUUCAAGCACUCUGAAUCCUCAGGCUCCAGAAUUCAUUCUCAGUUGUGCACCUGCUCAGAAAACCCCUGAUGAUAGCCUCAGCGAAACAAACUACAACUCCAUUGACUGCCAGUUCAGCGAUCCAACCCUCGCUUUGGAUAGCGGUUCUAACGCUGAAAACGAUGGCUUGUCUGGAGGCCUCGGGCAAAGGGAGCGCAAAAAGAAGAAAAAAAGACCCCCUGGAUACUACAGUUACUUGGAAGACGGCAUCGCUCCCACAGAAGCUCUUGUAAAUGGCCAUGCAAAUUCAUCGGGACUGAACAGUAUAAGCACGGAGGAUACGGAACUGACGGGAGACAUCCCCUCCCUGGCCACCCCAAGGACUUGCAACAGCCCGGACAAUUCUGUGGACUUCGUUAACGAAGCUGUUUCUGAUGAUUCUGUUUCUAGCGCACUAGACAAUACCAGGACUGCAGGGCAGCCUGAGGUAUGCGGUGUUACUAAUUCUGAACAGUUUUGCAUCCCCUCAGAGACUGGCAGAGAUAGCCCUUUAAGGACAGCUGUUGUACAGUCUUAUGCUGGUACUGAUACUACUGAAACUCUUGGCGUUACUAAUGGACAAACACUUGAAUCCUCGGGUGAGGACACAGCUGCCAAUGGGGUAGAAUUGCACACUGUGGAAAGCACUGACUCAGACCAAGCUAAGCCUGAGGAAGCUUCACCUACUACUGAGGCAACCGUCCCGGUUGCAGGAUCAGUCCCUGUUAAUCAGCCUGCAAAAUCGUGGGCUAGUCUUUUUCACAAUUCCAAGCCCUCUGCUUCCACAUCUGUGGUCUAUGUGGAGACUAAGUAUACCCCUCCUGCCACAUCUACUCUGGUCCCUGAAAAACAGGUUGAAGUCAAAGAGGGGCCUGUUCCAGUUUCAGAGGAUCCUGUAGCCAUAAAGAUUGCAGAAAUACUGGAAAAUGUAAAACUAAUACAUAAACCAGUGUCUUUGCAACCGCGAGGGCUGAUCAACAAAGGAAACUGGUGCUACAUCAAUGCUACCCUGCAAGCCUUGGUUGCUUGCCCUCCAAUGUAUCAUUUAAUGAAGUCCAUUCCAAUGUAUUCAAAAUCACAGCGGCCGUGUACCUCAACGCCAAUGAUAGACAGUUUUGUUCGUUUAAUGAAUGAGUUCACUAAUAUGCCUGUACCUCCUAAAGCCAAACAAGCUUUAGGCGAAAAAAUUGUGAGAGACAUACGACCAGGAGCUGCCUUUGAACCUACGUAUAUUUAUAGACUUUUGACAGUUAUCAAGUCAAGUCUGUCAGAAAAGGGCAGACAAGAGGAUGCUGAAGAAUACUUGGGAUUUAUUCUCAAUGGACUACAUGAAGAAAUGCUGACCCUAAAGAAACUUCUUUCUCCACAUAAUGAAAAACUCACAGUUUCCAACGGCCCUGAGGCUCAGACUGUUCAUGAAGAAGAGGAGCAAGAUGAACAAGGAGAAGGCAGUGAGGAUGAAUGGGAGCAAGUGGGACCUCGCAACAAAUCAUCAGUCACUCGACAGGCUGACUUCGUUCAGACUCCAAUUACUGAUAUUUUUGGCGGUCACAUAAGAUCUGUUGUUUACCAGCAGAGUUCCAAGGAGUCUGCUACACUGCAACCUUUCUUCACCCUACAACUGGAUAUCCAGUCUGACAAGAUACGCACAGUUCAGGAUGCGUUGGAAAGUUUGGUGGCAAGAGAGUCUGUCCAGGGUUAUACCACAAAAACCAAGCAAGAGGUGGAAAUCAGUCGAAGAGUGACACUAGAAGAACUCCCCCCUGUUCUUGUUUUACACCUCAAGCGGUUUGUAUAUGAGAAGACUGGUGGAUGUCAGAAGCUUAUCAAGAAUAUUGAGUAUCCUGUUGAUCUGGAAAUUAGUAAAGAGCUACUGUCUCCUGGUGUGAAAAGUAAAAUUUUUAAAGGCCAAAGAACCUACCGGCUCUUUGCAGUUGUCUAUCAUCACGGAAACAGCGCAACUGGUGGCCACUACACUACGGACGUCUUCCAAAUUGGUCUAAAUGGCUGGUUACGCAUCGAUGACCAGGCAGUCAAAGUGAUAAAUCAGUACCAGGUGGUGAAGCCGUCUGCAGAACGCACAGCCUACCUCCUGUACUACCGCCGAGUUGACCUGCUGUGAAACUUCUCCCUUUUAUGCUGUGUGUGCAAGAUACCUGCUUUGUAGAACGCCAACUAUCACUAACUUUUUUUCCUCCUGUAAAUGCUCUUUUGAGUGAAUCUUUUUUUUUUCCCUUGCAACUAUGGGAUAGAGUGAAAAAGGAAACUACCUUGGGUUUGUGCACAACAUAGUUUGUGUUGACUUUUGACUUUGCAGAAUGAAGUCACUUGGUUGAAAGACUCAGUCUCAAGAAUCAGAAAAAUAUUAAAAAAGAAAAAAAAAAGAAAAAAAAAAGAAAAAAAUCUGAGUUAAUGCUGAAUCCUAAGAUAAUAAAAGGGGAUUUGCAUUUAAUUCCCACUUUCUAAUUGCGUAGUAGAAGAAAACCCUGCACCAGCAACAGAACUUGUAGAUUUCUGUGAAAAUGUUUUAUCUUUACUUAAGUAAAAAAAAUAAAAAAAAAAAUAAAAAAAUAAAAAGCGCUCUCUGCUUCCCCAAUAGUUUUUGAUAAGUGGUAAAAAUGAGCCGAUGUUUAUGAGAUGGGAGUGGUCCUAUGUGCUUCAAAAAAUGUACAAACGUACAAAAUGCAGAGUUGCUGGUUCCUAAUAGGAAGACAUUUUAAUAAUUGUGCGAUGAGAAACUGCUUAAGUACACAUUGCAGAUCAAAUAUUUGGAGUUAAGAUGUUAGUCUAUAUAGAUGGGUGAUUGUAACUUUAUUGCUAUUAAGAAAUUUCAAACUGCAUUUAUGCUUCUGUGUACAUGAAAUUAAAAAAAAAUGGGCAAAAUAAUUAAGAUUGAUAUUUCUUUAAGUCUGCUUUGUUUAAUUUUGCUGUCUGCUCUCCUAUAAUGUUGAGUUCCUAAUUGUACACAGUUUAGUGAUAUCUAGAAGUAUAAAGUUGUCGCCCAUCAAUAAAAGUCACAAAGUUGGUUUAA